AUAAAAUAAUCUAUUUUUAAAUUGAUAUAAAAUAUUUAUUUUAAAACUUAGGAUAUAUUUUUUUUAAUCAAAGAAUUAACGUUAAAAUAAAUAUAUUUGCCAGAGCAUAAAACAUUUUUCAUCUUAUUUAUCAUUAUAGUGAAAUAGUAAUUUAAAUAGCGCAUGUAACGUAAGCCAUUUCGACUUCGCUUGUUUAACCUUGCUUGGAUAUAUAGCCACGUGACAAAAUAUUGAAAUUGAAAUCGCCGAUGUAAGUUGCUGUUUAAUUAUCCAAAAAUGUGCGACAAACUUUUAGAAAAGCAGGGACAGAAUCAUGUCGAGGUUUUCGUUGACGGAUCGUUUAUCACGAGAAAAGACUUUUUACCAUUUAUCGGAGAUUCUCAUUGUGUGCAAGAGACUUCUGCAAACGUACCCCCCUCAAUCGUCUGUCCAAAGGCUAAUUUAUAUUACGCUUUUGCCGAAGAUAUACAUCCGAUGAAAAGGAUUGCCACCGUUUCUAAGCUUUUCGAAAAGGAGGAGCUUUUGCCGCAAGCUUCGUCUCGCAAAGAACUCUCUAAGGAUCAAGAUUCUCAUUUGAAAGACGAAGCUGUAAAUCAUUAUCUUAGAACCGAUCCACCGAGUUUCAUUAUUUUUGGGAAACCUGGAUUAGAUUGUGCCAAUGUGGCAUCAGCAGUAGCUGAAGCUUGGAACUGCGUUUUAAUAUCGUCCAUGUCGCUAAUUCGAGAAGAGAUCGAUGCUAGUACUGACAAAGGUCGAUACAUGGAAAGAAUUCUGCGACUCGGUAGAUCCAUAGGACCAGAAGUUCUUAUGAAUUUGAUACGCUGCAGAGUCAGGAUGAGAGACGUCAGACACAGGGGCUACGUCAUUGGGUGUUUACCGUUUAUUCCUAACGACGUGAGCUUGAAUUAUUCAUCAUGCUUCAGUAAUUCUGUCUUGAAUGCAAAUGACGUUUGCUCAGAAUUUUGCGAAAACGCGGCUGUUGAAUCCUACGAGGUACACGGAGAUAAGGAUUGUAAGAAGCAAUUUGAUCCCGAGCGAGAGAUCUCUCGACAGAUUGAGGAAAUAUUUACCCUAUGGCCGAUUAAACCCUUGACAAUUAUUUAUCUCGUCUGUCCGAAGCAAGACGUCGCGAGUAGAUGUGCGCGUCAGAGCGUAAACUAUUUAACAGGCGAUAUUUUUUAUGAAAACGAAUUUAAGGUAUCCGAAUACGACACCUCGGAAUCGAACACCUCCUACGUCCAAGUUGUAAGUGAAUUCGUCGCGGAUGAUGAUCAAAGAUUUGUGAAGCCAAUAUCCGACGUGACGCGUAAUAUUGAGGCUCAAUGUGAUCUUUACGAGCGAUUGACGUUGCCAGUAAUAGAUAAAUGGAUCCUUUUGCAUAAUCCGCAGCAUGUAGUUCGCGUGGACGGCCGCAGUUCCGUACGACGAAUACUUCAAGUUCUCAAAACUCGUUUGCAUACUUUGGCGUUACUGCCGUCGAUCCUUCCAAGAGAAAUGAUCGGACAGAGCGACGUACGUUUUCCAGAAACACCCCCGGAGAUGAACUUGAACGAUGAUUUCGCGAAAGAAUCUGCUGAAGAGGCUUUUGUGAUUCUCAGCCGGAGAGAAGUCGUGUCUCCCAGAUUCCCCUGGAGACUUUCCGCGUGGAAGUUUUACUGCCCUGUCGAGCUAGCUCAAGGACGAGCUGUUAAGGGACUUUCGAAGCACGCGGUGCGAUUUCUCGAUAAGAUCUUUUUUCUUUCCUCUCGAGAGGCAGAGAACUUGUUCAUCGAAAAUCCGAGAACUUUUUUAUUACCGCCGAAUCCGCGGCCGACCUGCAAGAUAGCGGUGUUUGGACCAAGGUACGCCGGUAAAUCGGAACUUAGCGCAAGAUUAGCAGAGGUUUUCGGCGGGACGGUCGUAAAUGUUGAUGAAAUUGUGAAAGACCUAGUUAAACAACGCGAAAAUUAUGCGUUGUACGAGAAUGCUUUGAAUAUGCGAGCUUCGUUGAAGCCUAUCGAUAUAUCGGUUGAUGAAAAGGCUGACAUUAUUAUUCAAAACAUUAAGCGAAUACCUGAUGAAAAGUUAGAAGAAGAGCUUCGAAGAGAUGGCGGAUACGUUGUCGAUGGAAUGUGCGUGGACGUUGAAGUCUGGCGAAAAAUUGUGGACGAGGCUAAUAUCGUUUUCGAGGACAUUAUCCUUUUGUUCGAAGAAGAGCCGUACGCCUACCUGCUGAGUAAAUUUCGCACUUUUUCUUGUCUUGAUAAUGAUUCUACGGACGAUGCGGAGGCGGAUCGUGAAGAGCAUAGAAUGUUGUAUGAAGACGAGAAAUGGGAGUACCUUGAACAUUUAACGCAAUUCGAAUCGGAGUGGACGAGAUUCGAAGAAGAAAUUCCUGAAUUUAAAGGAAACGUGAUGAAGUGUAAUCUCGCAAAUAUCGAAGAUGUAAUGGAAUACGUGAUAAAUUGUAUUAAACGUCGUUUCGAUGUCGUAACUACCGCUGCGAACGUCGAAGAGAAAGGUAAGAGGAACGAAAUAUUGGAAGAAACAGCAGUCGUGGAAAACGAAGCAAAUUUCGCUGAUAAAAAUGCCGAAGAGAAGCGAGAAGAAAAUCUCACAUACACCAUCGAUCUUGCCACAGCUGAACGACUUCUCGACUGCGGCUACUGUUUCCUCAGUCCCUUCGGUCGAUGUUGUCCCGUACAAGUGUACACCAACGCGAUACCAAUUUCAAUGUUCCUACCGAUGAGAGCUAGCGAUCAGAUUUUUCCAGUCGUACGCUGUUCAUAUAUUUAUUUCCUCGCGGGCAAAGCAGCUCUCUCCGCAUUUCUGAAUGAUCCCCCGAAGUAUCUCGCGCGAGACCUCCGUCCGCCGCUACUUCCGCUUCGAAUCUCCAUCAUCGGACCGCCGAAAUGUGGAAAAGAAACGUUGGCGAAGCGUUUCGCGAAAACGUACGGCAUGAAGGUAAUUACUCGCGGCAAGGCGCUGCGCCACAUUUUGAAAUAUUAUCCUUGGACCGAGACGGCGCGAGUGAUCAAAGAUCAGCUUCGAGCCGGUCAUUCUGCUUCGAUCGAAUCUGUAACGCGCGCCAUCGAAAUGUUCUCUAUAGGACCAUUCGCGGCAACCCAAGGCUACAUUCUCGUCGACUGUCCUUCGAAUCGUAAGGAAGCCGAGCAGUUAAUUAUCUUAGGAAUACAGCCGAUGAUUGUGCUCGAUCUCAAGGCGGACUUGGACUUCUGCCUCGAAUGCCUCUCCUGGAAUGACGAUGACACGAAAACUCCAUUGAAUUUCUCCCCCAGUUUUCUAUCACGACGUUACGAGGAUUGGCAAACGGGUCAGACGAAUUUUCGAGACUGGCUGAAAAAGUUUUCACAGAACGUUGUCGAAUUGGAUGCUACUAAAAGUAAGUGGCACGUGUGGACUCGUGCGGAUCACGCGAUACGUUCGCGAUUCGCCGAUAUCGUGCUCUACUUUCGUGAGGCGGACUUGGACAAGGUUCACAGUCUGAAGCACAUGUGCGUAUCACCCUACGAGUUUCGAUUGCGGCAGAGUCGAUUCGAGUCGUAUUGUCCCGUUUGCUUAUUCCACGACAACACCUUAAAGACCUCCGGUCAAUCGGUGACCAGUCAAGGAAUGAUCCAGUUCAGGAAAUAUUUUUAUUGGAUUUGUUUGCAACAUAUGGACGUCUUCGUUAAGGAUCCGCUGCUCUAUCUUUCACCUGCUACCGCGUCUCUUCUCGACGAACGACCGCGAAUAUUGCGGGAGACAGUCGAUACGGAGCACGCCUGUUGGGCGCAACGUCUCCAAGCCGACGGAUUGUGUUUAGUAACCUACGUUGACGGCCUGCCGGAUCGCACGCUGACACCAGGCAGAAUUGAUUUAGGUGUUAUCCUCAAGGAUAAGGUAUAUCUCUUCUGCAGCGAAGAGUGUCGCGAAAAGUUCCUCGCGCAGCACGGUAAAUAUUCGGUUAUUGCAUUUCCUCGCAAACUCCCGCCGACCGAGGAAGCGCGACCAGGACUUCUGCCUGAUCAGGAUUUCCUGAAACAAACGAUAGCGAAAACGCUGGUCGAGGCGACGAAUCUGGUCGCCGCUCGUCGUCCGAAGAUAUUCGGCCUGUCGACGGCUGUCAGCGCGGCGAUUUACAUCGGCGUUUACUUGAAGACGCACAACGUGACCGAAAAUGCGGCCGAGGUGGAUCUUUACGAGGCCGCGAACAACCGAAUCAUCGAGCAAGACAGAGUUAUAGAAAUCGUUACCGAUACCAUGAAGAGGAGAGUUAAUCCCUACGUAUCCGUGCCAGAAUAUUCCGAUUAAACGUUUCCUCAUAAUUGUCGUGCGUUUAAUUCAUCAUCAUCAUCAAGUCAUAAAUAUCUGUACGUUAUGUCGUUAAUCGCUUUUUCAUCGUUGAGAUUUUAAGCUAUCCGAUUUUCUUUUC
Solenopsis invicta (red fire ant) is the source of this 4414-nucleotide messenger RNA. Its product is annotated as adenylate kinase 9-like. Lineage: Eukaryota; Metazoa; Arthropoda; Insecta; Hymenoptera; Formicidae. The record is from RefSeq and is a predicted model, not a curated record. Gene Ontology annotation, biological process: UDP biosynthetic process; CDP biosynthetic process. The transcript has a single exon. Bases 277 to 4293 code for a protein of 1338 amino acids. Gene Ontology annotation, cellular component: cytoplasm; nucleus. Gene Ontology annotation, molecular function: UMP kinase activity; ATP binding.